UGCAUAGGCAUUAUCAUGCAGGCCAACGCAGGCUAUCAUCAAUCCCCUAGGUCAAUUCUCCGCUUUCUCUAUAUAUAUGUGUCUUGUCCGUCUCUCCUCGUCUCCCUUCUCUUUCUCAGCAUUUUCGGAGUCGAGGCGAACGCAAGCAGGGGUAUUUAUUUGCAAGUAUAAUGGCUGAUCAGCACCAGCACCCGACCAUCAUUCAGAAGGUUGCUGGCCAGCUACAUUUCAAUUCUAGUGCUCAAUUUCAGAAGCCGGGUCCCUACCAAAGGCAAUUUUCAAGUGCAGCCUUCCACUAUCCCAGGACUCAAGCAUGCCGAGCCACCAAUGAUCUGUCAUUGGUUGCUGCAAAUGCUUCACCCGUGUUUGUCCAAGCCCCCUCUGAGAAAGGGCUCAUGGGCUUUGCCACUGAUUUUCUUAUGGGUGGAGUUUCAGCAGCUGUGUCUAAGACUGCUGCUGCUCCAAUUGAACGUGUGAAGCUUUUGAUCCAAAACCAGGAUGAGAUGAUUAAAGCUGGUCGGCUCUCUGAACCCUACAAGGGAAUUGGAGACUGUUUCAAGCGAACAAUGAGUGAUGAAGGAGUUGUAUCAUUGUGGAGAGGGAAUACUGCAAAUGUCAUCCGUUACUUCCCCACUCAGGCCUUGAACUUUGCUUUCAAGGAUUACUUUAAGAGGCUCUUUAACUUUAAGAAAGACCGUGAUGGCUACUGGAAAUGGUUUGCUGGUAAUUUGGCUUCUGGUGGUGCUGCUGGUGCUUCUUCUUUAUUCUUUGUGUAUUCCCUUGAUUAUGCUCGAACCCGCCUUGCAAAUGAUUCAAAGGCUGCAAAGAAGGGAGGGGAAAGGCAGUUCAAUGGCUUGAUUGAUGUGUACAGGAAGACACUACGAUCAGAUGGUAUUGCUGGUCUUUACCGUGGGUUCAAUAUUUCUUGUGUUGGCAUCAUUGUUUACCGCGGUUUGUACUUUGGAAUGUAUGACUCUCUGAAGCCAGUGGUCCUCACCGGAAAAAUGCAGGAUAGUUUCUUCGCUAGCUUUGCUCUUGGUUGGCUCAUCACAAAUGGGGCGGGUCUAGCUUCCUAUCCAAUUGACACUGUCCGGAGAAGAAUGAUGAUGACCUCCGGUGAGGCUGUGAAGUACAAGAGUUCGCUUGAUGCAUUCUCACAAAUCCUCAAGAAUGAGGGUGCGAAAUCUUUGUUCAAGGGUGCUGGAGCCAACAUCCUUCGUGCAAUUGCUGGUGCUGGUGUGCUUGCGGGUUAUGACAAGCUUCAGUUGAUCGUGUUCGGAAAGAAGUAUGGUUCUGGCGGAGCCUAAUUGAGAGAUCAACCACAGUACUCAUUCUAAUCUUCAUUUUUUCCCCCAUCGUAGAUGUUGAUGAAAAUUCUUUCCAGAGUUCAUUUUAGCGCAAUUCUACUCUAUUGGAAUAACCAACUUGAAAGGGCGGAGUUUGUCUGCCAAACAGUUUUCUCUCAAAAGAAUUUUGUUUCUUUGAAACUUGAUGAUUAAAUUGGAGAGUGUAUGGUGCGGCACCAUUGAUAUA
Diospyros lotus (date-plum) is the source of this 1533-nucleotide messenger RNA. RefSeq names its product ADP,ATP carrier protein 1, mitochondrial-like. The record is from RefSeq and is a predicted model, not a curated record. Bases 171 to 1307 code for a protein of 378 amino acids. Lineage: Eukaryota; Viridiplantae; Streptophyta; Magnoliopsida; Ericales; Ebenaceae. Gene Ontology annotation, cellular component: mitochondrial inner membrane. Gene Ontology annotation, molecular function: ATP:ADP antiporter activity. The transcript is spliced from 4 exons. Gene Ontology annotation, biological process: mitochondrial ATP transmembrane transport; mitochondrial ADP transmembrane transport.